This is a messenger RNA of Cynara cardunculus var. scolymus (artichoke), 1785 nucleotides long. RefSeq names its product oxysterol-binding protein-related protein 3C-like. The transcript is spliced from 10 exons. The coding region runs from base 180 to 1547 and encodes 455 amino acids. Gene Ontology annotation, cellular component: membrane; cytosol; intracellular membrane-bounded organelle. The record is from RefSeq and is a predicted model, not a curated record. Gene Ontology annotation, molecular function: sterol binding. Lineage: Eukaryota; Viridiplantae; Streptophyta; Magnoliopsida; Asterales; Asteraceae.
AUAUUAAUAAGAAUCAAUCGACAGCAAUCACUUAAUUCCGAAGAUCGGAUUCAAUUCCUUGUUCUUUAAGUGUUAUUGGAUCGUAAUUCGUUGCAUAUACAUAUAGCUUGAGGGGGGAAACCCCUGAUCCGUGAAAAAAAGGAAAAUUAUUCGAGUUCUAGGGUUUUCUAUCACCGAAUAUGGCGCAGAAUCAAGGUGGUGCAGGUGGUGGUGGGUUCUUUUCGUCGAUCGCGUCAAGUUUUUCCAGUUUUAAGGAGCAUGUUAACGGCUUGCUUGGUUAUGAGGGGCUUGAAGUUAUUGAUCCUGAGGGAAAAGGCACAGAAGAUGCUGAGAUUGAAGCAGAAAGAGGCCGAUGGAAGGGGGAGGAGCGUGACAGUUACUGGAGAUCGAUGCAGAAGUAUGUGGGUGCUGAUAUCACAUCUAUGGUGACUCUACCGGUACUCAUUUUUGAGCCCAUGACGAUGCUGCAGAAAAUGGCAGAGUUGAUGGAAUAUUCCCAACUUUUGGAGCAAGCUGAUAAUUGUGAGGAUCCAUACAUGCGAUUAGUAUAUACAGCAUCCUGGUUUAUAUCAGUAUAUAACGCUUUGCAACGAACCUGGAAGCCGUUCAAUCCAAUUCUUGGUGAAACCUAUGAAAUGGUUAAUCAUUGUGGCAUUACAUUUAUUGCAGAGCAGGUUAGUCAUCACCCUCCCAUAAGUGCUGCACAUGCUGAAAAUGAGCAUUUUGUGUAUGAUAUAACUUCAAAGGUGAAGACUAAGUUUCUUGGCAACUCUCUUGAUGUCUAUCCUCUUGGAAGAACGCGUUUGAAGCUAAAGAAAGAUGGAGUGAUCCUAGAACUAGUACCCCCUCCCACGAAAGUUAACAAUUUAAUAUUUGGAAGGACAUGGAUUGAUUCCCCAGGGGAGAUGGUUUUGACCAACUUGACCACAGGAGACAAGGUUGUCCUGUACUUCCAACCCUGUGGUUGGUUCGGUGCUGGUCGUUAUGAAGUGGAUGGAUAUGUAUAUAACUCCGAUGAAGAUCCUAAGAUACUAAUGACUGGCAAAUGGAACGAGUCCAUGAGCUAUCAGCCUUGUGAUUUGGAAGGGGAACCCCUUGAGGACACUGACCUGAAAGAGGUUUGGAGAGUUGCUGAGGCCCCUGAAGAUGACAAAUUUCAGUACACAUAUUUUGCACAUAAAGUUAACAGUUUUGAUACAGCACCAAAGAAGUUAUUGGCAUCGGAUUCUCGCUUACGGCCAGAUAGAUAUGCACUUGAAAUGGGUGACCUAUCUAAAGCUGGUUCAGAAAAGAGCAUUCUGGAGGAGAAACAGAGAGCCGAGAAAAGGAUUCGGGAGUCGAGGAAUCAGGAAUUCAUUCCAAAAUGGUUUGACAUGACGGAUCAAAUUGCUCCGACACCGUGGGGUGAUUUGGAGAUCUAUGAGUACAACGGGCAAUAUGCAAAACACCGAGCUGCUGCUGAUAAGUCGAGCAGUGUUGAACAGGUUAAUAUCGAAACAAUGGAAUUCAACCCGUGGCAAUUCGGAAACAUAACCGAAAGCGAGUGAAGGAAGGAAAAGAUUCUUUAAUUCUUGACAUAAAUCACAUGUUUGAAUCAUAAGAAGACUCUUAUUAUAUUAAAAAAGAAAUGGUUUGGUUUGAUGAGUUGAGUUGUAGAGGUAAAAGGACCUGAUAUUUGUUAUCUUGAUUAGUAAUUUGUACAAGUCAAGAUUGCAGGAUCAUAAAAGAGUUGUUGAUUGUUUUGUUGAAUCCAAACCGGUUUGAACCGUUUUUGGGAUUUCAAAA